Messenger RNA from Paramormyrops kingsleyae, 3247 nucleotides. It is a transcript of the gene ncoa4, whose product is annotated as nuclear receptor coactivator 4. The record is from RefSeq and is a predicted model, not a curated record. Gene Ontology annotation, biological process: response to hormone; intracellular iron ion homeostasis. Gene Ontology annotation, molecular function: transcription coactivator activity. NCBI's taxonomy places the organism in Eukaryota, Metazoa, Chordata, Actinopteri, Osteoglossiformes, Mormyridae.
GAAGUUUGACAGCCCUGUCCCACAUGCUGACAUUGACGGUGUAGAAGGGAAAGUGCCAGUAACUGUCUUUUAAAAGUAUUUUUAUUUGUAUUGUAUACAUAGAAAAUAUAUAUUUAGCUAGUUGUCACGAUGAGUUUCAACUCGAAGGUGCUACAUAACGGAUCUAGAAUGUCAACCGUGGUGGAUUGUGGGAAUAAUACUCUCCGGCAGUGUCUGCAGGCCCGCUCGCAGCUCGAGGCAGCCAUUGCUGGAGUGACUCAGGCAGAGGCGCAGCUGAGAGACAACUCCAGGGAGGUGAAAGCCCAGCUCCACAGCUGCAUCAGCAGACACCUGGAGAUCCUGCGCUCCCGUGAGGUCUGGCUCCUCGAACAGAUUGACAUCGUCCAGCAGCUCAAGGAGGAAUCCCUGCAGCAUCAGCUGCAGCAGCUCCAUUGGCUCCUGGGUCAGUUUGAUAUCCUCAUUCAUCAACUGGAAAAUUCCAACAGCUACGACUUGGCUAAUCAGAUCACCAGUUGCCUAGAGAAGUUGUCCACUGUGAACCUGAAACCGGAGGAGAUCCCAGACAUGAGCUUCCAGGCAGACGUCCGUCCUCUGCGCCAGGCGAUCACCUCCUUUGGCACCAUUGCCACUCAGCAGAUGGAUGUCAGUAAUGGCACCCCCAAAAGCUUGAGCUCCACCAGCAGGCCUUGGCUGCACCAGGCAUGCCCCAUUGCUACCAAGAAACAGAGAUUAGAGGCCGAAUGCAACUCGCCGCUUGCCGAUUGGCUUCUUGGCAGCCGACCUCCAUCCAGUGGUCCAGUUCAUUACCAGGCCAGUGAGAACCCACAGGAUUGGCUGUUUACCACUGGCGAGAGGGUCCAGGUGAAGCAUUCCCUUGUGCCAUUUGACUUCCUCAAAGCCUGGGGCCAAUUGAAGGACCUGGAGGCCUGGCUGUUGAAGGAGGAGAUUCCCACCAGAGAAAGGACCAUGAGCAAUGCCAGCAGUAGCUCCACUUUCUCCAUUGAGAAGAUUGACGACUCUGAGCUAAACUUCAGCAUGGAAGAGGAAGAAUUGGAGGAGGUAGGGGGACCGAAGGAGAAGAUGGCCGAGGUGGAUGAGCUAAGUGAUUGGCUGGUCACUCCGAUCAAGUGUGGUGAGAAGCGUGGGGGUCUGGCAGAUGCUGAGAAGUGGAAGGAAGUUUUCAAGCCCUUUAACAGAUCCUUCACUCCCAGCGACUGGCUGCUGAAAACGGACUGCAGCUCGUGCUGCUCCACACGUACCAAGGCCAUCGAGAUAGAGAACCUGGGCAAGCUGAAGUGCCUGAAGCAAAGUCCCUCCUCCACCCCUGUGGCCCCUGCCACCUUCCUGGAGACCUGGCUGCUGCAGAAUCCGCCAGUUCCUGUGGAGCAGGUGUGCAAGGCCAACGAGCCAUGUUCCACCUUCCAGGAUUGCGUGUGUGACGAGAAUUGUGGCAAGGAGGCCCUCAGCGCUUGGCUGCUGAAGAAGGAAGGAUGCAACAAGAAUUGCAAGCCGUCGGCCACCCAGCAGCACAAAGUGGAAGCCAUUCUGGAGGCCUGGCUGCACCCAAAGCAUGACGCUCCCAUGAUGUCCUCGCUCUCCAACUGGGUGUCGCCCUUAGCCUGUGGCCUAGAGAAAGCCAGUAGGGAGUACGCUACUUCUGAGGACCCGAUCCACAAGGCCUGGGUGGGGGACUGGGUGCAACCCGAAAAGAAGCAGGCUCAACCAAGUACACAAACCAGCGUGGACUCGGAGGAGGACAAGUGGUUGAUGCUCAAGAGGACUCAAGUCCAAGAGCGAUAUGGCCUUCCCAAAGUAUGUGAUCUGUUCUCCUGUAUGAAGCUCGGUGGAGACAAGGAAAAAUGGCUGCACAAGGAACCUAUACAGAUGUGAAACACUAGAAGAUCCUUGAACCAUUAGGAAUUUUCUGAUUUCUGAACACGCCUUCCCUGGUCACCUCUUCAAAGUUUUCUGAGGCGACUGGACUCCUUUCAUCACCCCUGGCUUUGCUCCCCCAUUUCUCAUAUGUCUGUGGAAAUUUGGUCUGUUCCCCCUUUUGGUCAGAUUAGCGUGUGGAGUGGCAUGGGCACCGUGCUGUGCAAACCUGGUUGCUCUGUAACAAAUCUGUAGGAACUUCUUUGAAUCAAAGAGUAGAGCUCUCCUAAGCUGGUGAUGGUAGGAGGGGCAGACAUACAAUCUAAUUAACCUCAAUAAUGGGAACAGGAGCACUGAAGGCUACCUGUCUGUGCUUAGUAGGACCAGGCUUGUGCAUCAGAAAAACAUUCAGCUAAUGUGGAGGUGGACACAUGCUUAAGGAGUUAGGCCUGAGAAAUGUAGGUUUUAAUGGGAUUUUAUGGGAUGAUUUUUUUUUUUUAAACAGCACAGUAACUUUGAAUAAAGCAGACCAGUCACCAUAUCAUACUUAACCAGAAGUCUUGGCACACAGUGAUCGUCCCCCAUUUCAAUCAAAUGACAACUCUGUGUCAUAUAUAUAAAUUUAUAUAAUAAUAUGUGUACACACAAACACAUCUUCAUGUUGAACUAACCCACUAGGUCCAGCACUAUUUCUAUGAUUUAUCUUGAUGUGACACCCAGGUGUCUAACUGCUAAGGCAAAAUUAUUACUUCUAGUCAAGGUGCUUGCUGUAGUAACACAAAACAAACCCUCACCACCAACGCAGUUUUGCUUUGCUGCAUUAGGUCACUCAGCCUCACCAAUCUGGUGCUGGCAGCCGGGACUGUUUUACCUCUUUGUGUCCUUGCAGCUUCCUGUGGGCCGGGGAGGUGGGCGAGAGUGUGGGGCCAUUAUGCCGGCUUUAUGGCGAUAACGGGGCCGAUGAAGUCUGCACAGGGGGAGGAUGUUAAACUGGUAGUUCAUCUUUAACAUGUUAGUAAGAACAUCUGUGGAGCCAGUCAAGAUAAGGGCCAAGAUAGAGGGCUGCAUGCAAUAGAUUAGAGGCAGGAGGAGAUGAUGCAAGUCCAGUGCAGGAGAUGGUAAAUAUGGCCACCAGGGGACUCGGGGCUCCCACAGUACCUUCAUUUGCCCAAGUUGUUGCCCUGUGGGACCUCAUGACUCUGAUGGACUCUGGAUGAAACGCAUUGUUGCGUUGCAGUGUCACCUGGAUUGCUGGGGCUUUGUAUUCAAGUGCUCAUACCAUGUUGUUGUACUAUAAGCAAGUCCUUACAUUUCGAGUGCUUCUUCCUGCUUUGGUAACCUGUCAUAUUUAACUUAAUAAAAAUGAUUAAUCGAU